This is a messenger RNA of Etheostoma cragini (Arkansas darter), 1432 nucleotides long. RefSeq names its product junctophilin-1-like. The record is from RefSeq and is a predicted model, not a curated record. Gene Ontology annotation, cellular component: sarcoplasmic reticulum; plasma membrane; junctional membrane complex. Lineage: Eukaryota; Metazoa; Chordata; Actinopteri; Perciformes; Percidae. The transcript is spliced from 2 exons. The coding region runs from base 280 to 1422 and encodes 380 amino acids.
CAUCUUAGCAGUUUUCAGUUCAGGGUGGGAGAGUCUUCCAGCACUCAGCGGUGGAGCGACACUGGCAGCCGUGGCGGCCGCCUCUCACCCUCCCACGUCCCGUUUUCAAUAAUCGUAACUGCACGGCUGAUGUGCCCAGCCGCCAUCUGUCCCCGUUCCCUUACAGCUCCGCUGAGAGCUGGCAUUUUCACCGGGGUUCCCUGUCAUCAUUUAUAACAACUCACACACUCUGGACUUCAAAAUAAGUUACCGAAUAGCACUUUUAGCCUUCGUGUCUGAAUGACGGGCGGUCGGUUUGACUUUGACGAUGGUGGCACCUACUGCGGAGGCUGGGAGGAUGGCAAAGCCCACGGCCAGGGUGUGUGCACCGGGCCCAAGGGCCAGGGCGAGUACUCGGGCUCGUGGUCCAACGGUUUUGAGGUGGUCGGUGUCUACACCUGGCCCAGCGGGAACGUAUUUCAGGGCUACUGGUCACAAGGGAAACGCCACGGACUCGGCGUAGAAACCAAGGGGAGGUGGAUUUAUCGGGGAGAGUGGACUCACGGGUUCAAGGGCCGCUAUGGAGUCCGGCAGAGCCUUAAUACACCGGCCAGGUACGAAGGCACCUGGAGUAACGGAUUACAGGACGGAUAUGGCGUGGAGACGUACGGUGAUGGAGGUACCUACCAGGGUCAGUGGACUGGUGGAAUGCGUCAUGGCUACGGCGUGCGUCAAAGUGUCCCGUACGGUAUGGCCUCUGUCAUCCGCUCACCCCUACGCACCUCGCUGUCUUCCCUCCGCAGUGAGCAAAGUAAUGGUACAGUAUUGCGUGACAGCCUGUCUGACAGCCCUGCUGGUACACGUGGUGGGUUUGUACUCAACUUUCACUCAGACGGAGAAGGUUCAGAGAAGAAGAAGGGACUUUUUCGCCGUGGCUCCCUCUUUGGGAGCCUUCAGCGAUUGCGCAAAUCAGACUCGCGCUCAUCGAUUUCCAGUAAGCGCAGCUCAACACACAGUGACACCACCAUGAGCCGCAUCAGUUCAAGCGAUGCCAACUCCACAAUUAGCUUUGGAGACGGAGACCCAGGCGAUGACUACCUGCCUCUGGAGGACAGUGUGGAUGCCACCACCACCGAGUCAUACAUGGGCGAGUGGAAGAAUGACAAGCGCAGUGGCUUUGGUGUCUCCGAGCGCUCCAACGGCAUGAAGUACGAAGGUGAGUGGUUGAACAAUAAGCGCCAUGGCUAUGGCUGCACAAUCUUUCCUGAUGGCACAAAGGAAGAAGGCAAGUACAAGAACAACGUGCUUGCCCGGAGCAUCAGGAAACAGCUGAUCCUGCUGAAGAACACCAAGACCAAACAGAAGGUGGAUCGAGCCAUCGAGGGAGCAGUGAGGGCAGCUGCUAUUGCCAGAACCAAAGUAGAGAUUGCCAUUUCCAGGUAAAAUGUCCCAU